CAAAAGAUGUACGGAUUAAACCGUCUCAAUUCGGCCAAUCACAUCUCCGCCGCUGCCGCCGUAUAUCCGAAACGGUUGCUCAGAACAAGUAUCGGUCACUCCUCUCCCGCAGCGACAGCUGGAAUUAGUGACACCCGCAAUAGUUAUGUGAGAAAAAGGGGGAAAAAGCUGAAGGAGCUCUCGAGGAGUGUGGUGAUGCUCACUUGCGAUUCAUAUGUAGACGGUGGUGUCUGUAAUGUUUAUUUGGUCGGAUCCAAUCACGCUUCUCCGAAAUCUUGGGAAGAAGUUAGGGCAACGGUGCGAUUCUUGAAACCAGAGGUUGUUUUCCUCGAAUUUUGCUCUAAUCGCGAACAUAUUCUUAGGCGUGAAAAAAUUAAGGUUCCGACCAUAAUGGAAAUGGUGGAAAUGUGGAAAAAAAAUAAUAAACUUUCUUGGAUUCUUUACAGGUGGUAUUUUGCUAAGCGUGUGAGUCGAUUUGAAGUUCCAGAUGAUGGAGAUUUUCUGGCAGCAUAUGAUGAAGCCAAGAAAUAUGGUGCCAAGGUUAUAUUGGGCGAUCGACCACAAGAUAUUACAGAUCGGAGGUAUAUUGCCAAGACGUCUAUUUGGCAAUUUCUCACCGUUCAAAUUGAAGGAAUUCCCAUGAAUUUGCCAAAUGAUAUUGUGGAGAAGGUGAUAUACGGAAAGUAUGAUGCUCAUGCGGUCCAUCGAUAUAAUCAAGAGAUGGCCAAGAGCGAUCCUGCUUAGGCAGAAAUAUAUAUCCAUGAGCGUGACCUAUAUCUGUCGGCCAAGAUACUAGAUGUUGCCCGUAAGCAUAAAUCAGUGGUAGCCGUCGUGGGAAUGGGCCA
This is a messenger RNA of Salvia miltiorrhiza (redroot sage), 845 nucleotides long. RefSeq lists its product as uncharacterized. The transcript has 8 exons. Lineage: Eukaryota; Viridiplantae; Streptophyta; Magnoliopsida; Lamiales; Lamiaceae. The coding region runs from base 7 to 744 and encodes 245 amino acids. The record is from RefSeq and is a predicted model, not a curated record.